AUGUUUUUAGAAGUUGGGUGGCCACGUGUCGCCUCGCGGUCUCGUCUUCGCUUUCAAGAACGGCAUAGAAGCAACACGAAGGCUGAAGGGACUGAGAGAGAAAAGGGAAAGAGAAAGUGGAGAGAAAGUGUGGGUUUUUGGGAGUGGAUGUAUAUAGCUUCCAUGCGAAAGUCAUUCAAGGACUCUCUGAAAGUGCUCGAAGCUGAUAUUCAGCAUGCAAAUACACUGGCCUCGGAUUAUCCAAGGGAAUAUGAUGGUGCUUGUCUUCAGAUGAGAAUGUCAUACAGUCCAGCUGCUCACCUCUUCCUUUUUCUGGUGCAAUGGACUGACUGCAACCUCGCAGGAGCCCUUGGGCUGUUAAGAAUUUUAAUUUACAAGGUUUAUGUGGAUGGCUCAACAACCAUCAUGUCUACCAAGGAAAGGAAAGCAAGCAUCAGAGAGUUCUAUGCUGUUAUUUAUCCCUCCUUGUUGCAACUUCAGAGUGGUGUCACCGACAGUGAAGAUAAAAAGCAGAAGGCAGUAUGUGUGGAAAGGUAUCGAAAAAGAGAUGAUGAGGAAAAUCGACAGUGUUCUGAUAUAGACAUUGAAAGAGAGGAGGAAUGCGGUAUAUGCAUGGAGACAAAUAGUAAAAUUGUAUUGCCUAACUGCAACCAUGCUAUGUGCCUGAAAUGUUACCGUGAUUGGCGAACAAGAUCUCAGUCAUGCCCAUUCUGCCGUGACAAUCUUAGGAGAGUGAACUCGGGUGAUCUCUGGGUAUACACUGACUGCAGGGACAUAGUGGACAUGGAAACAGUGAUGAGGGAGAACCUUAGGAGGCUUUUCAUGUAUAUAGAUAAGUUGCCUUUAGUUACACCGGAUAACCCCUUUGACCCUUAUGAUUCCCACCUAAGGACCGAAAAUUCAUUCGGCGGGUUUAAAGUCGGUAUCUUCCCACUCCUGUUCAGAAGACCUCGCCUGAGUUAUUUUGUGCUGGCGGGUGAAGUUGAGGAGUCUAUAAAAUUUUUGAAUGGUUUAGACGGCAUAAUUGUUUUCAAGCAAGCUGAUAACCAGAUAUAA
Messenger RNA from Prunus armeniaca (apricot), 1056 nucleotides. NCBI's taxonomy places the organism in Eukaryota, Viridiplantae, Streptophyta, Magnoliopsida, Rosales, Rosaceae. The record is from the annotation of a GenBank genome assembly.